AUGUGCUCGCGUACGGACGAGGAAAAAAAAGUCGACGCAGCCGACGUUGAUCGAGGCUUCUCGCUCACUCAAAUAAUCGAGCAGCUGAGCCAGAUGUACGGCAUCCAGCCGAGCAAAGGCUUCAAGAGGCAAGUGGUCGCUGCCCUGCGUCGCGGCGUCGAUUACGGUAUUCUCGUGAAAGCCAAGAGCAGAUACAGGUACGAUCCGGAGCUGUCGCUGCUGAACUCCCUGAGAAAACGAGCAAGGGGUCGACGAGGGCCGGCGAUGACUGCGACGAGCCGUCGCAAGAGGCCCGCCCCGAGCAAACAGUACUCGCCGCGAGAGCCGGAUCACGAGCGCGGCGACAGUCCGGACGAAACGAAACCUCGAGUACAGCCGAGCGUGCCGAGACCGACGGUGCCACCACCGCCCGAUUUUCAACAGAAGCCGCGAAAUUUGAGCAGCGAGCCGCUGACUCGUGUCAUCAAGCAUCAGCGCACGCCGCAGCGGAAAUAUUGA
This is a messenger RNA of Trichogramma pretiosum, 498 nucleotides long. RefSeq lists its product as uncharacterized. NCBI's taxonomy places the organism in Eukaryota, Metazoa, Arthropoda, Insecta, Hymenoptera, Trichogrammatidae. The coding region runs from base 1 to 498 and encodes 165 amino acids. The record is from RefSeq and is a predicted model, not a curated record. The transcript has 2 exons.